Topomyia yanbarensis is the source of this 905-nucleotide messenger RNA. Its product is annotated as nucleoside diphosphate kinase homolog 5-like. Gene Ontology annotation, molecular function: nucleoside diphosphate kinase activity. Gene Ontology annotation, biological process: GTP biosynthetic process; CTP biosynthetic process; negative regulation of oxidative stress-induced intrinsic apoptotic signaling pathway. Lineage: Eukaryota; Metazoa; Arthropoda; Insecta; Diptera; Culicidae. Bases 44 to 811 code for a protein of 255 amino acids. The record is from RefSeq and is a predicted model, not a curated record. The transcript has a single exon.
UCAGUAGAAACAGUCAAGUUGUUUUCCAAAAUUUUCUCCAAACAUGGACCAAUUCGAGCGUACCCUGGCGUUGAUCAAACCGGAUGGCAUGAAGCACCGAGAUACGAUAACUCGUCGCAUUCGCGAUGCCGGCUUCGUCAUCGUUCAAUCGCGGAUAGUUCGGCUAACGCCGGAACAAGCAUCGGAACUGUACCGUUCGAAGAUAGGUCACCCAAACUAUCACGCCAUGAUUGUCGCCCUGACCGUCGGACCGAUUCAAGCGAUGUGUGUAUCGAAAGUCUGCGCCGUUGCGGAACUGAACUGGUUGAUUGGACCCGAACGGUAUCAGGAUGCUGUAAGAAAUGCACCGGGAUCCAUACGGGCCAUUUUCGGCGAUAGCCGUGAUGAGUUGAAAAAUGCUAUUCAUGGAAGUGAGGAUGCAGAGAGUGCCCGGUUUGAGGUUAGAUUUUUCUUUCCGCUGCUGAUACUGGAACCGAUUUUCAACGAGCAGAAGCUGAAUGACUAUUUAGCAGCGAUGGUUAAUCCCACUUUGAUGGAUGGACUGUAUAUGGUGGCCAAGGAACGACCAAACGAUCCCAUGUUGUGGCUGUCCGAUUGGUUGCUGCUGAAUAAUCCGUAUAAACCGAAGACUGUAACUACGUCGCUAGGGGCUGUGUAUAACGUGGUGCAGGAUAUUAAACAGGAUGAAGUGUUGUCCAAAGAUGAUUAUAUCGGAGCUCAGUCGAUGUGCGAUUGUGCGGCAUUCAGGAAAAGAGGACUUUGCUCGUGUUCGCUCUCCACGAUCGCUGAAUCGGAAUCGAUGGUUGAAUAGGUUUUCUGGGGAUCUAAAAUGUUAUAAAAUAUUGUUAGUCUGGCAAUAAAGUAUUUAGGGAUCAUCCAUAAAUGACGUAGCAUUAUAUGGGGGA